UGUCCGGCUCCCAACGUCAGGACGUGUAUCGCAAAACAAAACACCGAAAGUCGGCUGCAUUUGAGCGAAUUUAGAAUUUGGGCUGCCUUACGCCUUUCUUCCUAUCCAUCUCACCUUAUUUAGAUUUGUAUCGAUAACAUUAUGGAAGUGUUACGUCCAGCUCUCCUAAAUAUAAAUGGGAGAAUAUAUAGGCGAAAUGCCAUUAAAGAAAAACACUAUGAAGAUGAAGACGAAGAAGACUUUUCGUACUUUGGGGCACCAGAAAGUCAAGAAUUUACAGCCGAAGAGGUCUGUGAUAGCCACUGCAUUGAACAAAAUGACAAAGGAUUCCGCUGUGCCAUUGAUGUCCCAAGUGUCCUUUACAAAUACAUCAUUGGGAAGAAAGGAGAGACUCGCAAACGUGUAGAGGCAGACACAAAGACAUCGAUCAGCGUUCCAAAACAAGGCGUGGAGGGUCAGAUUGUUAUUACAGGUCCUCGAAUGGCUGCAGUGUCUUCUGCGGUCACGCGUGUUGAACUCUUGAUUGAGAGUUUCAGGAGGAAACAGCCUUUCACCCACUUUCUGUCAUUUGCUCUGAAUGAUCCGAAAAUUCAAGAGGGAUUCGUGAGAUUUAAAAAUGAGGUCCUUGAACAGUGUUCACAGGACCAUGGGAUAGAUGAAAGCAUCUUUCAAAACCCUGCUAAGCUUCAUCUGACAGUGGGCACCUUAGCCCUACUAAAUGACAUGGAAGUGACCAAAGCGUGUGAACAACUCCUUGAGUGUCAAAACUUCCUCAGGGACAUCACAGAAGGAAAACCACUACCCUUGGAGGUUUCAGGUAUUGAGUACAUGAAUGAUGACCCUGCCAUGGUGGAUGUCUUGUACGCCAAGGUCAAUGUGAAAGAUGGCUCUGACAAGCUGCAGAUGAUUGCGGACCGACUGGUAGAGCACUUUGUUUCUGCAGGUUUGAUGGUCAGGGAAUGGGACAAAGUGAAGCUGCAUGGCACCGUGAUGAACACUGUGUUCAGAAAGGAUUCCACAGCUGAAGACGGGGGUGGUGCAGGAAGACAAACUCUGAAAGACCGAGAGGCCUUUGAUGCCAGGAACCUAUUAAAGAACUUUGGUGACUACCACUUUGGAGAGUGCCCCCUGAAUGCUGUCCAACUAUCUCAGAGGUUUUCAACGGAUUGUACUGGUUACUAUACCUCUGCUGGCAGCAUCAGCUUUUCAUGAUGAGCUACAGGGCUGUGCAAUAACUCAGGUCACAGAUGGAUGUGGCAGCGGGGUGGACGGUGUUCAGUGUGGCCUACUGCCGAGGGAGCCACGUUCAACCUUUACCCAUCAAACGAAACACAAUGCUGUCCACACCUGUGCAUCGUCAACACCGCGGAGGGCGUGCCUUCAGUUUAACUUUGUGUACGAGAGCCGCAGCAAAGUUUCCGUGGGAAGUCAUUAUCUGAUGUUUUCACACAACCGUGAUUUCAAAAGGCUGGCGACAACACGUUGUCAGCCUACGCGGUUGCCACAUCUUUUGACCAAAAAAAAAUGCAUGUAUUUUAUUUUGAUGACAGAAGGUGUCAUACUUUAACAGUCUAUGUAAAUCUUGCAAGAAUAAACAAUUACUCAUGAAAA
Molecule: messenger RNA, 1611 nt
Organism: Lampris incognitus (smalleye Pacific opah)
Lineage: Eukaryota; Metazoa; Chordata; Actinopteri; Lampriformes; Lampridae
Gene: ascc1
Product: activating signal cointegrator 1 complex subunit 1
Exons: 10
Coding region: 142-1212 (356 amino acids)
Biological process (GO): regulation of DNA-templated transcription; DNA alkylation repair
Cellular component (GO): nucleus
Molecular function (GO): RNA binding
Source: RefSeq, a predicted model, not a curated record